CUAUGUACAUGCUUGUUUCGUCACAGUUUGCGCGACGGCAGUAUGGCUUUGAUGGAGCCGCUUCUCCGCGUCGUUCAAGGCUGUUUUCAAGCCCUAGCGCUUUCUCUACUGGGCUCCGCACUAAGAGGAGAGACGCUAUUUGUAGGCGUUUUGCUACUGAAGCAGUUUGGAGCAUAUUCUGCGGAAACUGCAUACACAGAAACAGAACUUGGUCAACACAUAUUUACCAUUUGCAAGGAAAAUGAAAGUCUGCGCUUCAAUGUAUCCGCAUGUAUGACGUGGACAACGUCAGAAUAUUCUGUGGCCAACGUUCCACAGGAGCGUUCGCAGUGGAAAUUUCACGGGCUGAAAUAUUUUAUGCUUCUUGCUCAGACAGUCAGUUUCAUCAUCUAUUUCUCUGUCUGUGGUACGUUGCAGAUUUACUAUUACAUCAAUCGAAGAGACAGAAGUGGAGAAUGGAAAUGCCAACCGGGCAAAUUUCUGACACCAUCGAAAGAGGUCCAUGAGAUCUUGAUAGGCUCAUUCAAUACAUUCACAGCCAACUGUAGUUCUGCCGUCCUGACUUGUUACCUAUACAAUGGCGGAGAGACAAUGUUAUAUUUCAAUGUCAGUGACUAUGGUUGGCUGUACUUCAUAAUCUCCCUUCCACUGCUGUUCUUAUAUGAAGAAGCUGCUGCAUACUACCUCCACCGUCUGAUGCACAGACCAUUCUUGUACAAACAUCUUCACAAAUGGCACCAUCACUACACCAUUCCAACAGCGUUCUCAGCGACAGCUUUUCACCCCAUCGAGUGGUGGUGUUUCCAAACAGUGCACUUUUUGCCUGCCUUUGUUUGGCCACUUCAUGGACUUGUGUUUGUCACUGUUCUUCUAUAUAACUACUAUUAUGGUCUGAUUGACCACUCAGGAGUUUACAUUGAGUCAGUGUUUCCCUGGCAGCAACCAAGUCUAUUUCAUGAUUACCACCACAAAUAUUCAUCUUGCAAUUAUGGGCUCAAUACCAGACUGUUUGAUACAUUACAUGGGACUUUGCGAAAAAUACAUGUUUGGAGAUCAUCAAAGAGUGCCAACUCCUGUGAUCAGCCAAGUUGAAGCAUUAUCUGUAAAUCUGAUAUAUUAAAGAAGAGCAUCAUACCUGUUUAAAUUAAGGUGACAUUAUAUGUUGCAUGCACUCGAAUAUGCAUUCACUGUUAUUUGGUAAAUUCUGAUAGUUCUUCAGUAGUAGUCUGAUUAAUUAAGCUGGCAGUAUCAAUGAUAUAUAUGAGUAUUGACUAUCACAUUAUUUUGGAGUUCAUGAUGUCAACAGUGUAGAUGAACUGCUGUAAUGAAAUUACCAGUAGAAAACUUUGUUUGGGGUGAGAAUUCUUUCAGAAAUCUGUUUAAUACG
Molecule: messenger RNA, 1387 nt
Organism: Corticium candelabrum
Lineage: Eukaryota; Metazoa; Porifera; Homoscleromorpha; Homosclerophorida; Plakinidae
Exons: 3
Coding region: 43-1092 (349 amino acids)
Cellular component (GO): membrane
Molecular function (GO): iron ion binding; C-5 sterol desaturase activity
Source: RefSeq, a predicted model, not a curated record